GUGAACAACAGGCACAACUCCGAUAUAAAAUCGUUGUUUUUUUGUUGCCGAAAUGCCACGUGCGUCGACUUCUAUCAAUACAUUUGUAACAAAAUAACCAUUACGAAACUUCUAUUCGAUCAAUUAAGCCUCACGUAGCAAAUGCUAUAUUAAUUAUUUUGUUCUAGCAAAUUCAACACACUCAUUGACCUCCAUACAAAAAUGUCUCACUUCAUGGUGUUAUUUUCGUCGACAGAUUUUGGGCAGAGUAAACCCUCUCGCUUAGCCUCUUCCUCUCUGUUACAAUGUUGCAAGAAAUAACAGUUGAACACGGCCAGGCAGAGCCGCGCCCUCUAUCGGAUAUAUGGUUUGUAAAACAGAACAAAUAUGGCGUCCGACAGCUCGAGAACUGCAAUUCGAUUCGAUCUUUAAGAAUAUGACCACCAUGGACACAAAACAGAUCACUCAUCAUACUCUCCAAAUUGACAAAUUUAACAGGGCGGGUAACUAUGGCAACAUUAUGCCUCUCCUGACCGCCCUUGAUAAUGUCUGUGUGACUUGUGAGCAGCUGCAAGGCACAGACAUCGUCAGGGUUCUUUACAGACUCCUCAAAACCUGCUUAGACCAUUCAGUGAAAAGAACAGUCAAGCACCUGUUGUCAAAAUGGAAGAAACUCUACAGUCACCCCUAUCACAUCUCAAAGGAGAAGGGAAGUGGAGAAGAAUUCACUGUCGUUGGAGACAGUAUACUGGCUGACAUAACUUGUCUGGCAGACAGAGGUGGCCUAGCUGCUGGUGAUGCUACUAAACCAGUGGAGUUGGGUGCGUCUUGUGAACAUGUGGUUUUCCAUACUGGGUUCGAGGACAGAACACUCCCAAAUGGGACCAAGUGCGGGAGAGCUAAGGGAGAAGGGGUGUCAUCGUGGCAGGCAGCUGGUGAUUCGUCUUCGGGGUCAAUUUUGCCCACCCUCUCAAAGCAGUCAGAAUCUCCUGCCACCACUUCCCUGGGUACCCCUCCUCCCUGUAAGGAUUCCUCUGAGUCAGCUUUGAGGACAAAGUGCUUCCAGCUUCUCCUUGGUGCCCUCGAUCCAGAAACUUCCAAGGAGGCAGAGGGGAAGACUGCAGAUCUGGCCCGGGUCAUAGAGGUGCACAUCCACACUCUGCACCGUACAAACCAGGCCAAAUACAAGGCAUGCAUCAGGAGUAAGGUGGCCAACCUAAGGAACCCCAAAAACAGCCACCUUCGGUGUGGUCUCCUGGGCGGCAGCCUGGGGCCGGAAGUCUUCGCCGGGAUGUCUGUGGAGGAGAUGGCCAACGAGGAGCUCCAGCGGCUGAGGGAGGAGUACUCGUCGCGGGGGGUGAGCGAGAGGCAGCUCCCCCAGGGGGUGGAGGGGACGCCCACUCAGAAGCUGCGGUGCAGGCGGUGCGAGGGGUCGGACUGCAGGGUGACGCAAGUGUCCCGGGGCACGCUGUUUCUGCCGGCGUGGGUCCGCCAGGCCACCGCAGACCAGGAUGCCAUGACCUUUGUGACCUGUAGCAGGUGUGGGGAGCAGUGGUACCACAGCAGCUGGGUCUGCCUCUGAAAGGCCAUCCACACCACAUGUUAAAAAAUGCCUGCUUUGUUUUUGUUGAGAUCCUGCUGAUAUGUCUUCACCCUAUCAAAAUGACUAAUGUCAUGUUUUAAUGACAGAAAUUAAGAAUUACAUUUAACAUUUUAUCACAUGGUUAUGCUGUAUGCAUUACAUUGUCAUUAAACUUGCUUCGCUACAUACUGUAAUACAAA
Coregonus clupeaformis (lake whitefish) is the source of this 1761-nucleotide messenger RNA. Its product is annotated as transcription elongation factor A N-terminal and central domain-containing protein. The transcript has 2 exons. Bases 344 to 1561 code for a protein of 405 amino acids. Lineage: Eukaryota; Metazoa; Chordata; Actinopteri; Salmoniformes; Salmonidae. Gene Ontology annotation, biological process: DNA-templated transcription. The record is from RefSeq and is a predicted model, not a curated record. Gene Ontology annotation, cellular component: nucleus.